Molecule: messenger RNA, 657 nt
Organism: Mya arenaria
Lineage: Eukaryota; Metazoa; Mollusca; Bivalvia; Myida; Myidae
Product: cell adhesion molecule 3-like
Exons: 3
Coding region: 1-657 (218 amino acids)
Source: RefSeq, a predicted model, not a curated record
AUGCAAAGCUUAUGUUUUGCAGUUGGUAUCACCACAGUGACAUUAUCUCCCGACGCCGACCCUAUCAACGUGAGAGAGAAUACCCAAACGACACUGCAGUGCCGAACAUCGGGCGGGAUACCGGCUGCCAAGGUCAAUUGGUUUAUCCAAAGGUCAGGACAGGUGCAAGACGUAACGUCGCUUUCCACGAACACGUACCAAGAGGAGGGAGACCUCAACGUGACGUUGAGCACACUUAACUUCACCCCGUUAAAGUUUGAUCAGAGUGGCCAGAUAUACUGCUCAGCAAACAAUGUGGGAGUGGAUAGGAUUUCCACAAAGCCAUCUAUCAAUGUAUUAUAUGGUCCGAAAACGGGAAUAUUGCAGAACGUUAGUAAAGUCCGCGGGGAAAACCUUGUUUACCAGUGUUUGUACACACCGGGAAACCCUCCAACUGUUGACUUUGAGUGGACGAGGUCCGGAACAGAUAAUUCCUGGGUCAAACAGAAUACACAGAACUUGACCAUUCCAAACGUACAGCGAAGUGAUGAGGCCAGUUACACUUGUAACGUGUCCAGCCUUCUCCGGCCCACUUUGAUAUCAGCGAUGAUCACACAAUGGGGCGGAAAAUUUGAUGUUACAACUCAACAACGUAUCCCACGCAUCUGUAGAAGUUGA